AUGGACAUGGUGGCCUUUACUUUGUGGAUCGCUUUUCCUGGGCAGUUGCUGCUGGAAUUUCAUCCAACCAGUCAAUCGAACAAGAAGACCCAGAUUAGCCGUCAGAUGCACAGCCAGACCGAGAACUAUGUAUCAGAGAAGAGCUAUUUGGUCACGGAGUCUUCGGCGAUGACCAAGACGGAUUUGAGGCGUCGUUUGGCAUUGCGCAAACCUUUGCCAGAGCGCCUGGCUUUGAUGUUCCCGCUGGACGUAGAGGGAGGACAACCGCAAGAUGCAAGGUUAAAGCAAUUCGAUAUGAGUGGACAAUUUGUGGAAGUCUCUUUGAAUGGAAAAGGAACCCUCAAGCUUGUGGAGAAGCACGCAUCUCUUUGGCGUGUACAAUCAUCUGAUAGUGAUGUAGCUCCGGGCACGUUGGUUCAGAUGUACGACGCCACUCCUGAUGCCAAAGCACCAGAUUCUGCGCAGACCUCUGGAGCAGUGAAAAGCAGCAUCCUUCACAAGUCUUCAGCAACAGGUGAAGCAGUUUUUGAUUACAAGCUCUCCGAGGAAGCCAUCAAGUUAGGUGAAGAGCAGCUCGUCUGCUAUUUGAAUGUGCUGUCAGUCAUGGCUUGGGCCCUGCAGUUGGUGAGUACGCGUCGCAUUUGCGCCGGAAACCGUCGCAGUAAAUUCGUGCGUUGUCGAGGCGUUGGUGAUGGAAUGGCUGUGUUGGUCAGUAGGUUGGAGGCUGGACCCCCGAGAUUUGUUGCAGCGCUCCAGGUCUUCACCUAUGACCGAUGCUGCACGGAAACGGAGGAAGGCAUACAGUUCGACCUCCGGCGACGCAACUUUGUGGCCGACAUGGUCCGAAGGGGGGCCACGGUCCACUUUGACAUUCGGCAUGUCUCUGGCGGACGCACGGGGGCUGUGGCAUCCAGGGCGCUUUCUGCCCGUUCGACUGUCCUCAGAGUUCCGUCCACGCAGGUGUUUUCGCUGAAGAGUGUGCACGCUGCGGUCAUUGACGCUUCGAGGCAAAAUGGCUGUGACGCGCAUGCAGUUUUGGGUCUGGGCUUGGCUUUGGAAAGGGUCAACCCCAGUUCAGUACUUGCAGACUGGAUCAAGCUUUUGUUUGAAGACCUGGACUGCAUGGGACGUGCUGUUCAACAGGCGAAGCCGGAGCCCGAGCGCGGAGAUCUGCGGUGGGCAUUGAGCGUUGUGAAGACGCGUGGCUUUGCCUUUGAGGGCACCAGGGAGAGCACCAUGCUGAUUCCUCUGGCAGACUUUCUGAACCACAACAUGGACGCGCUGCGUUUUGUGGCCACGAAGGACGUGAUGUUCUUGGUCCGCUACGGCUUCCGAGUGGAGGAGCAGCAUGGAAUCCAUGGAGCCUCGGCGUCAUCGGCUGCGCUGGACGGAGAUCCGGGGUACGAUGAGUUCAUGCGCGAGAAUGCAGCGCAGGUCUGCCUACAAGGUCUCCAACGUAUCGAGACGAAGCCGGAGGAUCCGGAAGUGCUCUUGUGCUACCUUGAGCCAACAGACAUGGGCCCCUACCGCACUCAAAUGCGCAUGGAGGUGAAAAUCGCCGUGUCCCCUGGCAAAUGUGACGUCCAAAUCUUGGAUAUGCUAGCAGGAAGUGUUGACAAAAAGACGAACGAGGUGACCUUUGAUCCGGCCAACAAGGUUUAUUCGGAGGCUGACAAUGUCGUCAGCUGGAGAGACAAUGGCAAAGGAGGCCUUGACAUGUUGAACUCCAGCUGGUCCAAGUCGGAAGUGGCGCUGCCAUGGUGGUUUCCGCUGCCGGAUGCAUUCAUGUCGAAGACAGCAACAUUCGUCAUCGGUCAGAUCGUCAAAGAUGGCAUGAAGAAAGCAAAUGAAAAGAUUGCAGUGUCGUACGCUGAAGAACUGGCCUCUGUGAAGGCUUGA
Molecule: messenger RNA, 1899 nt
Organism: Durusdinium trenchii
Lineage: Eukaryota; Dinophyceae; Suessiales; Symbiodiniaceae
Source: the annotation of a GenBank genome assembly